Molecule: messenger RNA, 1753 nt
Organism: Malania oleifera
Lineage: Eukaryota; Viridiplantae; Streptophyta; Magnoliopsida; Santalales; Ximeniaceae
Product: transcription factor TCP15-like
Exons: 1
Coding region: 317-1423 (368 amino acids)
Cellular component (GO): nucleus
Molecular function (GO): sequence-specific DNA binding; DNA-binding transcription factor activity
Source: RefSeq, a predicted model, not a curated record
ACCAACAAAGCAAUUUCUUUUCCUUUUGUUACAAAUAAAAUUUGCUUUUUAAAGCUCACCCAUAUAAUUCCCACUCAUUAUCUUUGUUGCUUAAAGCUUGCCCUCCUCCCUUAUCCCCUCUCUCUCUCUCCCUCUCUAGAGCUAGCUAGCUCCAUCAACACCUCCUCGAAUGCGAAAGGAAUUCCAGGGAGUGAGAGUGUGUGUGAGGGAGAGAGAGAGAGAGUAACAGAAACAGUAGACCCACAGAGAGAUUAAACAAAGAGGGUCUUUCACAGUUUCUCAUAAAAAGCAUUAGAGUGUUUUAUUUCAUGUGAUCAUGGAAGGAGGUGAUGAUCAUCAGCUCCACCACCACCGCCCCAACUUCCCUUUCCAGCUCCUAGAAAACAAAAAGGAAGAAGAAGCUGCUUGCUCUUCCACUUCUGGUGGCGCGUACCCCUCACUCGCCACCUCCACCAACCUCCAAAUCGCCGCCGAGCCCUCGAAAAAACCGCCGCCAAAGCGAACCUCCACCAAAGACCGCCACACCAAAGUGGACGGCAGAGGGCGCCGCAUCCGCAUGCCCGCCCUCUGCGCCGCCCGCGUCUUCCAGCUCACCCGCGAACUCGGCCACAAAUCUGAUGGCGAAACCAUCGAGUGGCUCCUCCAACAGGCUGAACCCGCCGUCAUCGCCGCCACUGGCACCGGCACCAUCCCGGCCAACUUUACCUCCCUCAACAUCUCUCUCCGAAGCUCCGGCUCCAGCAUGUCGGUCCCCUCCCAACUCCGGUCCACGUAUUUUAAUCCUAACUUCUCCAUGCCACAACGUAGCAGGAGUUCUUUGUUUCCGGGCAUCGGACUAUCGCCAGAGAACUCCUCGCCGCCGUCCACGACGCUACUUAAUUUUCAGUCUAACAAUCUAAACCCCAUCUUGCAAGCGAAGCCGGAACUUCGCGACAACUCACUGGACUUAUCAGAGGCGGAGGAGGGUUUGGGGCGGAAGCGGAGGUCAGAGCAGGGCUUGUCACAACACCAAAUGGGUAACUAUUUGGUGCAGUCAAGCUCUGGGGCGAUUCCGGCAAGCCACGGCCAGAUGCCGGCGAAUUUUUGGAUGGUGGCGAAUUCAAAUAACCAAGUGAUGAGUGGAGACAACCCAAUUUGGACAUUACCAUCGGUAAAUAAUAGUACAGCUUUGUACCGGGGAACUAUGUCUAGUGGAUUGCAUUUCAUGAAUUUUCCUACUCCGGUGGCUCUCUUGCCAAGCCAGCAGCUUGGUGGCUCCGGCUUCGGUGGCAGCGCCGGCAGCAUGAGCGAGGGGCACCUGGGCAUGCUCGCCGGACUCGGUCCAUAUCGCCCGGUCUCAGGUUCCGGUGUUUCAGAAUCGCCGGCAAGCGGGUCCCACGGUGGAGGUGACGAUCGGCAGGACACAACUAGUCACCACUCAUAGGAUGAUGGAUCGGCGGCGUUGUGUAUAUCCUCCUCCGGCAGGUACUCUUGUGUAGUUUGAUGUGUAACACACGUGAGGUUUGAUCCAUAUUGCCCUAAAUUUGAUGAGUUCAAUAUUUCAAUUUUUUUUCCUUUUUCUUUUUUCUUUUUGUGUGUGCGUGUGUGUGUGUGAUCAAUUGAUCUGGGUUUAGGGUGGGUUUGAUGAUGAGAAGAAAACUAAACAUGGGUAUUUGGCUGCUGCUGCUGCUGGUUUUGCUAGAGUCUCCUCCCCUCCAUUUCCCCUUUGUUUUACCACACAAUAUAUCUUGUGAGCAUAUCAUUGUUUGUGCAA